GGCUGAUUUAGGCACUCGAUCGUGAAAAAGGCAUUAUCUUGGUGAAAUCAUCAAAAAAGGCAUGACAGGGCACUUUUGGCAUUUACGGUAAAAUCCUGGCUCUAGUUAUCAAAGAUGUCACAUGGUUGACGACAAACCUUGACCCAAUGCACCCAUCUUAAUUCUUUCUUCAUUUAAUUUGGACUUUAGACUAGAGAUAAAGCACGAAAACAGGUCUGUCGUCAGUAAUAUUUAAAAGGAUUUGGCUCUAAACCAUUUAAUCCACCCUAUUUCUACCAGUCUGAAAAAUUAAUCUACUCAGUCUGAAGAAGGGUCUCUCCGGAGAUGUUGCCCGUCCCGCUGAGUUACUCCAGCAUUUUGUGUCUAUUUUCGGUGUAAACCAGCAUCUGGAGUUAUUUCCCAUUCACUUCUACUAGAAAGUGUUGCUGUUUAGCACGGAAGGUGUUUCCAGAACCUGUUUGGGAUAUUAGUGCAAGGUGAUAAACCAUCAAUCUUCUUCUUGCCCAUGGCGUGCACUGCCUGAACUUGUUAGUUAAGUUUGCAUGCAAGGUGAUAAAUUAUCAGUAUUUUGGAACAAUCCUGCUCUACAACUUCAGGUCCACCCACAAGGUUGAAGCGCUCAAGGCUUUCGGAACCAAGGCGCAGUCAGCGCCGCGUCCGCAACUAACAUGCGGGAUUACGAUGAAAUUACAGCCUUCCUGGGAGAAUGGGGACCGGCUCAGAAACUCAUCUUCCUGCUCUUGACUGUCAGCAUUAUUCCCAACGGUUUCUCCGGUCUAAACAUCAUCUUUGUCGGGGAUACCCCAGAGCAUCGCUGCUCGAUUCCCGGGAAUCUCAACCUCAGUCAAGCCUGGAUGAACAGAACCAUCCCACUGGUGCCAGGAUCACAAGUCCAGUACAGCCAAUGCAGUCGCUACCGCUUGGAUGUGAUCAGGAACCUCUCGGAGGUGUUUCCAGACCCAGAUCUCCUCAACGUGUCCGGGAUCGACGAGGAGCCGUGUUUGGAUGGAUGGGAUUACAGUCAGGACCAGUACACCUCCACCAUCGUCUCCGAGUGGGACUUGGUGUGUGACGAUAAAUGGAAAGAGCCACUUACCACAUCACUGUUCUACUUCGGAGUGCUGGUAGGUUCUGGUGGUUCUGGUGUAAUAUCAGACAGGUGAGUUUUUUCCUUUAUAUUCACAGAGAGAGAUAUUCAUCAUAAAUCUCCUUCACUUUUGUACCCUAGGAAGUGGCUCUAGAAAUUGUGGAAGCAUUUGUGAUCAUUUUCCAAUGUUCUAAAGAUUCAGGAUCAGUCCCUGUGGAUUGGAGGGUAGCUAAUGUUAUCCCACUUUUUAAGAAAGGAAGGAGAGAGAAAACAGGGAAUUAUAGACCAGUUAGCCUGACAUCGGAGGUGGGGAAGAUGCUGGAGUCAAUUAUAAAAGAUGAAAUAGAGGCACAUUUGGAAAGCAGUAGCAGGAUCGGUCCGAGUUAGCAUGGAUUUACAAUGGGGAAAUCAUACAUGACUAAUCUUCUGGAAUUCUUUGAGGAUGUAACUAGGAAAAUGGACAAGGGAGAGCCAGUGGAUGUAGUGUACCUGGACUUUCAGAAAGCAUUUGAUAAGGUCCCACAAAGGAGGGCAAAAUUAGAGCACAUGUUAUUGGAGGUAGGGUACUGACAUGGAUUGAAAAUUGUUUGGCAGAAAGUAAACAAAGAGUAGGGAUAAACUGGUUCCUUUCAGAAUAGCAGGCAGUGACUAGUGAGGUACCGCAAGGCUCGGUGCUGGGCCUGUAGCUAUUUACAAUAUACAUUAAUGAUUUAGAUGAAGGGAUUAAAAAUAGCAUUAGCAGAUUUGCAGAUGACACAAAGCUGGGUGGCAGGGUGAACUGUGAAGAGGAUGCUAUGAGAAUGCAGGGCAGUGAUGUGCAGUGAGGACAAUGGCUGGGGUGGCACUGGCUAGUAUUAGUGGCCCGGCCCUCCCUGUACUGAUCACCGCGUAUCC
Messenger RNA from Leucoraja erinaceus (little skate), 1981 nucleotides. RefSeq names its product organic cation/carnitine transporter 2-like. The record is from RefSeq and is a predicted model, not a curated record. NCBI's taxonomy places the organism in Eukaryota, Metazoa, Chordata, Chondrichthyes, Rajiformes, Rajidae. The transcript has 2 exons. Bases 669 to 1163 code for a protein of 164 amino acids.